Oreochromis aureus is the source of this 1936-nucleotide messenger RNA. RefSeq lists its product as uncharacterized. Bases 139 to 1101 code for a protein of 320 amino acids. The transcript is spliced from 10 exons. The record is from RefSeq and is a predicted model, not a curated record. Lineage: Eukaryota; Metazoa; Chordata; Actinopteri; Cichliformes; Cichlidae.
UGCAGAAUGCAGAAGUGAGAAGGUGAUGUGGCUGCAAGCGAUACUGCUCUCAGUUCGAGCAAUGAGGAAGUCUCACCACACGCACACAGGUAGCAAGAACUGGCAGCCACAGUGUGAAAUUGUAAUCUGAAGGUUAACAUGUCUGUGGAUGGGACCGAGCUGCUUUUUGAGAGCUUUCUACAAAAAAGAAAAGACACGGUGAAAAUGAGAUGGGUCACAUACUGGUUCAGGCUUCAAAACACAACCUUGUUCUUCUACACUAAGAAGAAUGGAAGUGCUUCGAGCUUGAGAGGAUUUUACUACAUAUACACAGUGCAGUCAGUGCGAGAGGUCCAGAAAGCUGACAGGAAGCGCUUUAUUUUUGAAAUAACCAUGACCAAUGGAAAGAAAAAAGUAUUGGCAGCAGAGACGGAGGACCUCAGGAAGGAGUGGGUGGGAUAUCUCUGGCAGGCCAUGCAUCUCUCUGCCUCUACGACCUCCGUCUCUGAGGACGCACAACUUGAUGUGUGUGAGCAGCGAGAAAGACUACAUAGCAUGGCACCCAUCUGCUCACACCGCGAAAGUGUCAUGGAGGAGCUUCCAAUUCGGCCCCUCUCUGCGCCCCCUCCCUCUGACUACAUCUACGCACAACCCCAUAAAAUCUGCCCCCGCACCAAAGACACCUUGCAACCCAAAGACACCUUGCAACCCAAAGACACCUGGCAACCCAAAGACACCUGGCAACCCAAGGAGACCUCUCAGCCCCAAAACACCUGGCAGCCCACAGAGCAGGACAACGAGGAGGAGAUUUAUCAGAACACAGGGAAAGCUUACCAGAAUCGCAACGAUGACUGUCCCAGCGAUCCCCAGUGGUCCAGCCAGAUGAGUAGUGCAGAGGCCGGACAAGAAGGACACUAUGAUGUUUUGCCUGUUAGAAACAGGUUGUAUAAGGUGAACCCGUCAGCAGAGGCAGAAGAGGACGUUUACGAUGUCCCUGCGUCCUACAGAAAGACUGCUGAAUGUCAUGAGAGUGUUUAUGACGUGCCAAGCUCACUCCUGAGAACCAUGUCUGCUCACACCAUAGACGAUCGGCCAGAGGAAGGAACCUACUGGAAUAUAUGAGGUGUAGUUUCAGAGCAUCGGUGGAGGCCGGCAAACUCACCAGCUUUGGAUUGGAAGACCGUCGCUGCUUCAUCUCUUUAUCUUUGUUUCAGUUUUAAAUGAAACUAAUUGCGUCUUCUACUCUCAUGGUUUAUUUUUUUGGUUUAUUUUCCCACCAACUCUACACAAUGAGAACUUUUAACGUGUGCUGCAAUAGUUUGUUUUGAUGCUGGUACGUAAAGGCAGACAGGCAGUAAAAACUGCAUCAGUUCUCUGAAAUGCACUUGCACACAGUUUCAUUGUAUCGGUUGCAGCCAAAGGAAGGAACUAAGUGGAUGAUUUGAGCUGUGGUUUCAGAACAUCAGCACAUGCAACUCCACACACUGUCAACCUUGGGAACUGUUCAUUUCUGUAUUUUAUUUGUUUUGUUUUACUAGAAGUAGCAGUAUUAGAUACUAGUACUAUUUAUAUAUAUGUAAAUAACAUCCCUUAUCUUUGUUCAGUGUUUCGUCUAAAACUAGGCAACAGAUACGACCGCAACAGAGGUUCAACUGUGGUAUUUAUUUACUCCUUCUAUACAAGACCAGAGAACCACAAACACAUAUUUAUAGGUAGAGAAAACAUGCUGUACAGAAAUGUGUACACAGAAGAACUGCAGGGUCAGUCACACUAUGUUUCACAAAAGUAAAAACAAUUCAUUUUACAUGUCAAACCUGGUUCACAGUUUAAAAGUAUACACCAUUAUACUUUACUGAUAUUGCUCUAUUACACACUUUGGACUUGAUUUAAUGGGAAUGAUCUGAGCUUAAUGCUAAAACACUUUAAAUGAAGGAAAGAAAGUAAAAGUUUACCAUGA